Messenger RNA from Elephantulus edwardii (Cape elephant shrew), 948 nucleotides. Its product is annotated as olfactory receptor 1094-like. Gene Ontology annotation, cellular component: membrane. The record is from RefSeq and is a predicted model, not a curated record. The transcript has a single exon. Lineage: Eukaryota; Metazoa; Chordata; Mammalia; Macroscelidea; Macroscelididae. The coding region runs from base 4 to 948 and encodes 314 amino acids. Gene Ontology annotation, molecular function: odorant binding; G protein-coupled receptor activity; olfactory receptor activity. Gene Ontology annotation, biological process: sensory perception of smell; G protein-coupled receptor signaling pathway.
AACAUGAAAAAUGUUACAGAGGUCACCAUCUUUGUACUGAAGGGUUUCACAGAUAAUCCUGAACUGCAGUUCAUCUUAUUUUUUCUGUUUCUAGCAAUCUACCUUUUUACUCUGACAGGAAAUUUAGGCCUUGUUGUCUUGGUCAUUGGAGAUUCCCGGCUCCACAAUCCCAUGUAUUAUUUUCUGAGUGUGCUAUCUUUCUUGGACGCAUGCUAUUCCUCAGUAGUUACCCCAAACAUGUUAGUAAAUUUUAUGUCAAAGAAUAAAGACAUUUCAUUCAUUGGCUGUGCAACACAGAUGUUUUUCGACGUUACCUUUGGAACAACAGAAUGCUUCCUCUUGGCGGCAAUGGCUUAUGAUCGCUAUGUAGCCAUCUACAACCCACUUAUGUAUUCAGUUAGCAUGUCACCCAGAGUCUACGUGCCUCUCAUCGCUGCUUCUUAUGUUGGUGGUGUUUUGCAUGCUAUUUUACACACAGUUGCCACGUUUAGUCUCUCCUUCUGUGCCUCCAAUGAAAUUAGGCAUGUCUUUUGUGACAUCCCUCCUCUGCUUGCUAUUUCCUGUUCUGAUACUCACAUCAACCAGCUUCUCCUCUUCUACUUUGUGGGUUUCAUUGAACUAGUCACUAUCCUGAUUGUUCUGGUCUCCUAUGGCUGCAUAUUCAUGGCUAUUCUGAAGGUACGUUCUGCUGAUGGAAGGCGGAAAGUGUUUUCCACUUGUGGCUCCCACUUAGCUGGAGUGUCGAUUUACCACGGAACAAUCCUCUUCAUGUACGUGAGGCCAAGUUCAAGCUAUGCUUUGGACCACGACAUGAUAGUUUCUAUAUUUUAUACUGUUAUAAUCACCAUGUUGAAUCCAAUUAUCUAUAGUUUGAGGAACAAAGAUGUAAAAGAAGCAAUUAAGAAAGUGUUUGGGAGAAAAUGGUUUAUGAGUAAAGUAUAUUUUUAA